AUGAAGAAAACAGACUACUGCGCAGUGAUGCACUCCACGGGAAUGUCCAAAUCCAAGAGUCAUUGCAUUCAAAUCUUUCUCCAUCCAACUUCUGCUGCCGGUGGAGAGCAGCAUCCGUGCCGACGGCUCCUGUGCUCCGGCAUCAAGUUGGAAAUGAGUGCUUUUGAGAGGAGGAUGCUGCUGAUGCUGAUGCUGCCGCCGCCGCUGCAUCCCAGCCCACGAAUACGCGUCCUGCUCUCGUCGUGGUUGGGCUGGGAGAGCCCUACAUCCCAUCACACAUAUCCCCCGGUUGUUACGUUUGAACGCGCGAGCCACCUCUAUACGACCCGGACAGCCGUGGUUCCUGCUAGCUUCCUAAAGUACAAACUUGAAGCCCUUUGCUUUGUAUGGAAGCGGUCAGCAUCAGAGUCAGGGUUCACGUGCCGUCCAGACAUGAGAACCCCUAUAGUGUUGUCACUGCUGCUACUAAACAUACAUCACGUUUUAUCAGCACCCAAGGGCGUCACAGCCAGUCUUAAAGCCAAAUGGAGCAUGACACCUUUCCUCUUGGAAACAAGUGAGUUUAUUGGAGAAGAUAGUGCUGAAAAAUUCUGGCAGUUUGUAAGCACUGUGAAAGAACUCACCGUUUACAAACAUGGAGAGUCUGUGCGCUCCUAUUACAACUUGGUCAUUAAGAAGGCGGGCCAGUUCCUCACAGAUCUCCAAGUUAAUCUCCUCAGAUUUGCCCUGGCCCUCCGGUCAUUCUCACCCGCUGUCCAUGCGUUCCAGCAGAUAGCCAGUGAUGAGCCUCCACCUCCGGGUUGCCCUGCCUUUGUGUCUGUCCAUGGCCAACUUAGCUGCAGCUCCAAGGACAUCAAGAAGCUUCUGAAAGCAGCUGCCAGCAGGCCCAAACCGUAUUUGUACAAGAAUGACCACAUAUAUCCAGGGGUAAACGGAACAGAUGUGCCAGUCGCGAUCCUGUAUGCAGAGCUCGGAACCAAGAAGUUUGCAUCUUUCCAUAAGGUGCUGUCAGAGAAGGCUGAGCAGGGUGCACUUAGAUAUGUCCUGCGGCAUUUUGUGGCGAAUCCAAAGCCUCAAAAGAUGCUAUUAUCUGGAUAUGGUGUUGAGUUGGCCAUCAAAAGCACAGAGUACAAAGCCGUGGAUGACACCAAAGUUAAAGAUUCAAAGACUGUGACAAAUGCUGAGGAGGAUGAUAAUGAUGAGGUCCAAGGGUUCUUUUUUGGAACACUAAAAAAAUCUCAUCCUGAGCUACAAGAACAACUCGGUGAGCUUCGCAAGCAUCUGCUGGAGAGCACAAAUGAUAUGGCACCUCUUAAAGUAUGGGAAAUGCAAGACCUAAGUUUCCAGGCUGCUUCUAGAAUCAUGUCUGUUCCAAAGUUUGAUGCUUUGAAGGUCAUGCGCGACCUCAGUCAGAACUUUCCAAGCAAAGCAAGAUCACUGACAAGAGUGGCCGUAAAGCAGGAAAUGAGAAAAGAAAUUGCAGAGAACCAAAAGCAUCUCAGUGAGACUAUUGGCAUUCACCCUGGAGAUGGAGAGCUCUUUAUCAAUGGACUGCACAUUGAUCUGGACACUCACAACCCUUUCAGCAUCUUGGACAUCCUAAAAGCAGAGGCCAAGGUCUUGGAGGGGCUGCAUAGUUUGGGGAUUAAGGGAGAACACCAGGCCAAGCUGCUGAGGUUACCUUUGAACGCCGUGGCUGACAGCUAUGCCUUAGAUAUAAGACAUCCAGCUAUAAUGUGGAUGAAUGACAUUGAGAAUGACCAUUUGUACCGCAGCUGGCCAACAGGUGUCCAGGAGCUCCUCAGAGCCACCUUCCCUGGCGUUAUUCGACAGAUCAGACGUAAUUUCUUUAACCUGGUACUGUUUCUAGAUCCACUGCAAGAAGGAAGUGUUGAACUGUUGAAACUGGCUCAGCUUUUCUACAAGCAUAAGAUCCCCCUGAGAAUUGGAUUUGUGUUUGUUGUCAACCCCAAAGAUGAGAUUGAUGGCUUCACAGAUGCAGGAGUUGGAUUUUACAGACUGCUGAAUUACAUUGCAGACGAGUAUGAUUUAUCCCAGGCUGUGCUGUCUAUGGUCUCACUGUGCAGCAAAGGGGAUGUGGGGGAGACACUGACUGUUGAAACAAUCACUGCUUACCUGAAAAGGAAAUACCCAAACGCCAAUCCUGAAAGGAUUUUUGGAGUCGAAUCUGAAUAUGACCAUAAAAGAAAGGACGGUGCCUUAUUCUACAGAAAGAGUGGCCUGGGUGCCUUGCCUCUGGCUUUAUUUAAUGGAGUCCCCCUGAACCCAGAUGAGAUGGACCCAGAGGAGUUGGAAACCAUAAUCCUGCAGCGCAUAAUGGACACCACAACUGCCUUUCAGAGAGCCGUCUUUAUGGGACAGUUAACCGAGAGCUCAGAUGUGGUGGACUAUCUAAUGGAACAAGCUAACGUGGUCCCCAGGAUGAACCCGACUAUUUUAAGCACUGACCGAAAGUACCUUGACUUCACUGGCACACCAGUUGUAGAUGACUGGGAAGACACAACUGUGUUUUCAUUCUUGGAUUCCAGAGACAAAACAGCUGUGGUAGCUAAGAAAAUCAAGUACUUCACCAAUAGUGAUGAGGAUGGAAUGACUGCUGUGACCAUUUGGAUUGUUGGAGAUUUUGAGAAGGUUUCUGGAAAAAAGCUACUGCUCAAUGCUCUUAAACAUGUGAAGUCGAGUCGUGGUGUGCGCGUUGGGGUGAUAGAUAACCCCAGUGGAAAGCCCUGCGAAGAUAACACUGUGCUGUACAGGGCUGUCUGGGCUUCUCUUCUCACCCAGAAGAAUAAGGCUGCAGCAGAGUUUGUGAACAAACUCCUGAAAGAGGAAAGCAGCCAGCUCCUCCAGCAGGGGACCAAGAUGAAGGACUUACUGAUGCAGGGCAUGGAUGUAGAUGCCUUUGAGAAAAAAUUCAACACGCUGGAAGUUGAUUUUAUCCACAGUCAGCAGCUGUUCUGUCAAGACGUCCUGAAGCUCCUUCCUGGACAACGGGCAGUGAUCAUCAAUGGCAGGAUCCUCGGUCUGUUUGAAGAGCAGGAAGAAUUCACUCUGGAGGAUUUCCACUUGCUUGAGAGGAUUACACUGAGUGGUUCAGCAGAGAAAGUCAAAGCCAAAGUGAAGCAGAUGGGGAUGAAGCCAAAGCAUGAACGCGACUUAGUUAUGAAAGUCGAUGCUCUCCUUAAUUCAGCCCCCAAGGGAGAGGUCAGACGAGACGUCCAUUUUACCAAAGACAGCCACAGCGUGCUCCACCUCUCACCACGUGAAGCCGAGGUGUUCUAUGAUGUUGUGGCCAUCGUCGACCCUCUCACUCGAGAGGCACAGAAGAUAUCUCAGCUGCUCAUUGUUCUUAGUCAAGUGGUCAAUGUGAAACUGCAGCUGUUUCUGAAUUGCAGGGCCAAGUUGUCCGAGAUGCCCCUCAAGAGUUUUUACCGUUUCGUCCUGGAAUCUGAUGUUACUUUCCUGGCCAAUGAGACGGUGUCUCCGGGGCCAGUUGCCCGUUUCAUGGAGCUCCCAGAAUCGCUGCUCCUCACCCUAAAUAUGAUCACAUCAGAAAGCUGGAUGGUGGAGGCAGUGCACAGCCUGCAUGACCUGGACAACAUCCAUUUGCAGGAGAUCAAUGGCGUUGUGGCGGCAGAGUUUGAACUGGAGCACCUGUUGCUGGAGGGCCACUGCUUUGACCUGUCAACCGGUCAACCCCCUCGUGGACUGCAAUUUACGCUGGGCAUGAGUCAGAACCUGGUCUUGUAUGACACAAUUGUCAUGGCUAACCUGGGAUAUUUCCAACUGAAAGCCAAUCCAGGGGCCUGGACCCUAAGACUGCGGAAAGGGAGAUCAGAAGAAAUAUAUCAGAUUCUCGCGCAUGAUGGAACCGAUUCCCCGGCAGAUGCCGGUGAUGUCAUAGUUGUGAUAAACAGUUUCCACAGCAAGAUCAUCAAAGUCAGGGUGCAGAAAAAGGCUGAGAAGAUCAAUGAAGAUCUCUUAAGUGAAACUAGUCAAAGCAAAGGCAUAUGGGAGUCCAUAGCAAGCAUCACAGGCGGCGGCUCCAAGAAAGAUGAUGGAGAGAAGAAAAAGGAGGAUGUUUUAAACAUAUUUUCUGUGGCCUCCGGUCAUCUUUAUGAGCGCUUUCUCAGAAUAAUGAUGCUUUCUGUCCUUCGACACACAAAAACGCCCGUGAAGUUCUGGUUUCUCAAGAACUACCUGUCUCCUUCUUUCAAAGAGACCAUCUCUCACAUGGCAGAGUCAUAUGGCUUUCAGUAUGAGUUAGUGCAGUACAAGUGGCCCCGCUGGCUCCACCAGCAGACCGAGAAGCAGCGCAUAAUCUGGGGAUACAAGAUCCUCUUCCUGGACGUUCUGUUCCCCUUGGCUGUGGACAAGAUCAUUUUUGUGGAUGCUGACCAGAUAGUCCGGGCGGAUUUGAAAGAGCUGAGGGACUUGGACUUGGAGGGUGCUCCCUAUGGCUACACACCGUUUUGCGAUAGCCGCAGAGAAAUGGACGGCUACCGCUUCUGGAAAACCGGGUAUUGGGCUUCGCAUCUUGGAAACAGGAAAUACCACAUCAGCGCCCUUUAUGUGGUAGAUUUAAAGAAGUUCCGCAAGAUCGCAGCUGGGGACAGACUACGAGGCCAGUACCAAGCCCUGAGCCAGGACCCCAACAGCCUGUCAAACCUGGACCAGGACCUUCCCAACAACAUGAUCCACCAGGUGGCCAUCAAGUCUCUCCCUCAGGAGUGGCUGUGGUGCGAGACGUGGUGCGAUGACGCCUCAAAAGUCACAGCAAAGACCAUCGACCUGUGCAAUAACCCCAAGACCAAAGAGCCCAAGCUGAUGGCCGCGGCGCGCAUCGUGCCUGAGUGGGUCCUGUAUGACAACGAGAUAAAGCAGUCUCUGGGACAAGCCCCGGGACGGGAAGACAACGCAGCGUCCCCCCCUCAACAGAAAAAAGCAGACAACCAGCGUGAUGAACUUUAGCGCCUGCCAGCACCAUGCUGAAGAGGAAGGAGGCAGCACCUUUUGCAUGCAGGCCACCUGUGAAGCUUGAAGACAGACACUUCCAUCUAAACAUAGCCGUGGAGUGUUACAUCCCCAGCCGGAGAAGGAGGGUGUGAUAUUUUCGGAGACCCCAUAUCUGCCUCUGCAGUCAGUAGAUCUUACAAUACCGACACGUGACAUAACUGUUAACUGCCAGCUGUGAGAAAUGUUGCACUGACUGUCAAUUGGAGACUGAAGUUAAAAGAGGGGUCAGUCAAAGCACUAUUAUGUGUGUUUGAAACAGUUGGCCCAUUUUGCACUGAUGACGCAUGCAAAACAUCAGAAGGAGAAGGCACAUUUCUAAAUAUUUAACUGAGUUCUUUUGUUUGUGUUAAAUUGUUCCAUGGGGCUUCUGUGGGGCAUUCUUAAUUGACAUUAUACAUCAUAGAGGAGUCGGGACGUCUACGUCUGAAAUGCCAAACUGAAGUUGACUGUUACUAUGUUUCUCCAAUUGCAUAAAAGACUCGCACCAGGCCCAGACAACCAUUUAAGCCCCACCCACCACUGACAGCUGUCCAGUCCCUGUCCACUUGUUUUCUGUAUCUUUUAUACGUUCAUGAAGCAUUUAUUCCUCCCCUUCUCUGACUCAAUCGUUCAAUGCAGGUGAGUUUAAUCAGACCCCGUUGUAGGUUUCCAUUCCAGCUUCUAACUGAGGGCCUGAAUCUUUUUUUCAAGUAAGGAACACUUCGGGGGCAGUGCAAGUUUGGGAUUGACUCAGGAACAAUCACUACCUCCUACACAACAGCCCCCUGCAGGAAGUUUGGGUAAAUGUUUGUCCCUCCAGUCACAGUUCUUCUGACAUUUUAUUAUCCUGUAGUGUUCAUUUUUAGGAAUGUUUCCGAGUGUCACUCUCAAAUCAUGACUUUUUUUUUACCAACUAUAAUUGAAGUACUAAGAAACUUUAGCAGGAGAAUCUGGUGAAAAUAUUUAGAAACUGAUGAUGCUGGAAGAGAAGUUGGGUUUACAAAUGGUGGUCUGUCCCUGGGAGGUCUUCAGUUAAGCUUAGUCCUCAUUUUCAAACUAAUGAUCAUGUUUCAUGGGCAGUAACGUAUAUAGGAUUUUAAGUUAUUACAUUAUGUUUACAAGUUAUGUCAAUUCAUCACCUCAUGUUUAAAAUCUUUUUUUUUUUUCAUGAAAAAACAGUGUUUUUGUCUCAGGAAUAAGAGGUGAUGCUGUUCAACUAAAGCCAGCCAUAGUUCUGUCUUAACAGUCCAUUUUAAAAAAGAAACGAAAAAGGUGCUGCUCUUAGGGCAUUCAUUCAGUGUGUGGUGUCAAAUCAAAAUGUUUAUAACUGUUUGGAGAAAACAAAAGCCUUCGGUAUGAAGCUGUGUGGAUUCUUUCUUAUGAAAACCCGUCACCCUCCAGUCUCUUUGAUGUAAGCUUCUUACUUUGCUACGGUCUUCCCAUACAGGCCCUUAUCGUGUCUACAUAGUGAAGCAACAGUCUAAAUCCACCUUAAUGUACAUAAAUAGCUCUUUAUUUACACUUCAGAAAAACUCCAUUCAUAGAAAAAUACUUUGGAGCAAAUUGAAUGGUGUGAAUGGAUGAAUUAUAAUUUGGGAACUGUCAGUGUGGACAGCUGUUGACAGAAACUGCUUCACUCAAGGCAGAAAUUUGCUAGCAUGGCAACAGACUGUCCCCAUCAGAAUUCAAAUUUGCAUUAUUUAAAAAAAGAAAAAAAAAAGUCCCAUCUCUCACUG
This is a messenger RNA of Menidia menidia (Atlantic silverside), 6749 nucleotides long. Lineage: Eukaryota; Metazoa; Chordata; Actinopteri; Atheriniformes; Atherinopsidae. The record is from the annotation of a GenBank genome assembly.